AUGAAGUUCUCGUCGCCGUUCGCUGCGGCCACGCUCCUUUCCGUGGCCGCUCUGGCCCAAGCAACGUCUCAGUUUUCCAUCGAAUCAGAUGAGGCCAUCAGGAAGACGUCGAGCCUGCUGGCUUGGGACAUGCUGCAGUACUAUCGCGGCAACCUCUCGGGUCAUACACCCGGUAUCCUCCCCGGACCACCGCCCGCCGGUGACUACUACUGGUGGCAGGCCGGAGCCAUGUGGGGGGCCUUGAUCGAUUACUGGCAUUGGACCGGAGAUUCGACGUACAACGACCUCGUCAUGCAGUCGAUGCAGUUUCAGGUCGGCGAAGGGAAGAAUUACAUGCCCAUCAACGUCACAGCCUCGCUCGGCAACGACGAUCAGGCAUUCUGGGGCAUGGCCGCUCUGAGGGCAGCCGAGUACGGCUUCCCGAAUCCGCCGCCCGACAGGCCCUCCUGGCUAGGCCUCGCCCAGACCGUGUUCGAGACGCAGGCGUCCCCGGAUAGGCACGACAAGACCUGCGGUGGUGGCUUGCGAUGGCAGAUUCCCUUUGCCAACAAUGGCUAUGACUACAAGAACAGCAUUGCCAACGGAUGCUUGUUCAACAUGGGCGCCCGCCUGGCCCGGUACACCGGCAACAAGACCUACGCCGACUGGGCCGUCCGCACCUGGGACUGGAUGGAGGAGGUUGGCUUCUUGAACAAAAAGUACGGCAUAUACGAUGGCGCGAACGUGACGACCAACUGCACGGCUUACAACAAGGCCGAGUUUUCCUACAACAACGCCGUCUUUGCCGAGGGCGCCGCCUUCAUGUACAACUUUGCCGAGUCCUGUGGCCGGUCGUCCAUUGCCAAAGCUGACAGCAUCCCUCUUCUGCGGCAGACGGGACUGGAACUGUGGAAGAGUCGAACGGAGAGGCUUGUCGACUACGGCCUCGGCCGAUUCCUACCCGACGGCAUCGCCAUCGAGAGCGCAUGCGAGAACACCGGCUGCAAAACAGACAUGUACACCUACAAGGGCUUCUUCCACCGGUGGUACGCCACCAUCACCCAGAUCGCGCCCUUCCUCGGUCCCAAGAUCCUGCCACCACUUAAGACGUCGGCUCAAGCGGCCAUCAAGCAGUGCACAGGCGGCGCCCUCGGCCGUCAGUGCGGUUUCAAGUGGCUCACCGGCGUCUAUGACGGCAACACGGGCCACGGCCAGGAGAUGAGCGUCCUAGGUGCCGUCUCCGCCCUCCUCAUCGAGAAGGCGACGCCACCUAUGACGAUUCACACCGGCGGCACCUCCAAGGAAGACACGAGAAAGCCGGGAGCAUGGUCUAGUGAAUCGCGGCGUGCCACGGUAGCAGACAAAGUCGGCGCCGGAUUCUUGACCGUCAUCCUCAUGGCAGUUGUCUGCGGCAUGUUGGGAUGGAUCAGCAUUUGA
This is a messenger RNA of Drechmeria coniospora, 1416 nucleotides long. Its product is annotated as Glycoside hydrolase, family 76. Lineage: Eukaryota; Fungi; Ascomycota; Sordariomycetes; Hypocreales; Ophiocordycipitaceae. Gene Ontology annotation, molecular function: mannan endo-1,6-alpha-mannosidase activity. The transcript has 4 exons. Gene Ontology annotation, biological process: fungal-type cell wall biogenesis; carbohydrate catabolic process. The record is from RefSeq and is a predicted model, not a curated record. The coding region runs from base 1 to 1416 and encodes 471 amino acids.